Messenger RNA from Fusarium proliferatum ET1, 741 nucleotides. RefSeq lists its product as uncharacterized. Lineage: Eukaryota; Fungi; Ascomycota; Sordariomycetes; Hypocreales; Nectriaceae. The coding region runs from base 1 to 741 and encodes 246 amino acids. The transcript has a single exon. The record is from RefSeq and is a predicted model, not a curated record.
AUGCCUUGGAUCACUCAAAUGCAUCGACGUUCUCGAGGUGUCGAACUAGGUACCUUUGGGCCACGAGUUCUGUCCAGUGCCUUCCAAGAACAGCCUAUCUACUGGCAGCAGAUGGCAACAGAGUACUUGAGUAAAAUCAUUUUGUCUGUCCACAAGUUCAUACUUGGAGCCCUUGGGAAAGUCUGUCAUGAUGCUCGUAUUCUCGAUGGGCUCAUAUCUGGCUUGAUGGGUGAUCUCCUUGCGAGGUAUAAGGAUGCCAUGAACCGAGCUAUUCACUUGGUUCAUAUCGAGAGACACAAAAAGCCCUAUACGCUUUCCCACUACUUCAAUGAGAACUUACAGAAAGCACGGAACGAUCGCAUUAAUAAAGCACUGAAGAAAAAGGCGUGGAAUGACCAGAAUACUGGGCAGCAAGUUGUUAAGCUUGACGAUUUUUCAUCAGUGGUAAACAGCCAUAGCAAUACCCAGCAUACAGCAGAAGAGAUACACGAUAUUCUCCGGGCCUACUAUAAAGUGGCACGCAAGCGGUUCGUCGAUAACAUCUACCACCAGGCCGUUAAUCACUGCUUGCUUUCAGGCCCAUCAAGUCCCUUGAUUCUAUUUUGUGAACAGUGGGUGCUGGACCUGAGUGAUGAGAAGCUACAAUUGAUCGCGCGUGAGUCACGCGCGACUCAAGGAAGGCGUCAAAUCUUGCAGACCGCGCUGCAGGACUUGGCAGAAGCUAUAGAGAUUUUAGGAUAA